UCCGACUCAGUUACUUACACAAUCGUGGUAGGUCCACUAGGUCCUACCUACUCGCUACUUCUAUAUAUAAAAAUAAAAUUAACAACGAAAAAUAAGCCAAUUAUUAGGUUACCUACUAUUAAUAAAAGUUUUGUGCAUCAGUUAUAUUAGAAUAGUUACGAAUACCGACUUAAACAUAAAAGUUUUGAAUUCUGUAGAAAUGGCUCAUCCUGUGUCAGAUGCAGUUUUCUGGCAUAUUGAAGAGCUGACUGCGAGUAUCGUCGCUGAAACCGGUAUACCGAGCGACAGAUAUCAUCUUGGCAAAAUAAUACUGCGCAGUCUAAAAGAUGCACCCAAUCACAUAUUGCAGAUAGACGGAGCAACUGGUGAAAAAGAUACAUUCAAAUCAGCACUCGAGCGAUCUAUACGAUGUGCAACAGCCUUUAGGAACCUGGGACUAAAGUAUCAAGAUGUUAUAGUGAUACUGGCACCCAAUCACAUUAAUCUGGUCAUACCAAUAUACGCUGCCUUAUUUCUCGGUCUCAGGGUUGCUGGAAUAGAUAUAGCUUUAGGAGUUAAUGAACUUCAAGACCCAUUUCAAUGUUGUGUACCAAAAAUUAUCUUCUGUCAAAGUUCAAAAGUUCAAACCGUUCAACAGGCAUUGAGUAAGCUUAAAAUGACCGCUCACAUUAUAUCAUUUGAUGAAGGUGAUGAUUGUUUGAGCUUAUCGAAACUUCUCGAUGAGUAUGGCACAGAUACGACCGUAGAAAAUUUCAAACCAGCUGAGUUCGACCCUGUGGAAACUCAUGCCUUUUUAGUGUCAACCAGUGGCUCUACCGGACUACCAAAGACAGCUAUAUUGAGUCAUAAGAACGUUAUGAUGGGCUUUCCAAUUUUAAUGAACAACCGCACCAAAUUCCCUACGCCCGUGAAGCUAGCAUUACUUGUAUCACCUAUACAAUGGGUAUCAUCAGCUUUCCAGUUUAUAUUGGGGCCUAUAUUGAGAUUCACUCGUCUACAGACUUCAUCCCCAAUCACUCCAGAGCACGUGUAUUCAUUGAUCAAUAAAUACAGGCCGGAUUUCACAAUUAUGAGCCCCACGUUUCUAACGACGCUGCUGAAACCUGGUGACCGGGAAAAGUGUGAUUUCUCUUCUCUAGAGUACAUCUUGGUGGGUGGCAGUGUCGUGACUAAAGAACUCCUUCAAGAAAUGCAGAAAAUAAUGCAAAAAGCGCAUAUAAAGUUAGGUUACGGUAUGACUGAAGUAACAGGCUUCGUUAUGGACUCCAGCUAUUCUCCGUUUGGUUCAAUCGGUGUACCACUGCCGGUUUUACAGUGUAAAUUAGUAGAUCCCAUCAGUAAUGAAGUAAUAAAUAAACCUAACAUACCCGGGGAAAUACGAGUAAAAGGUCCUACUGUAUUUCAGGGCUAUUACAACAACCCUGAGAUGACAAAAGAAGCUUUCGAUGAAGACGGAUGGUUAAAAUCUGGAGACAUAUUGUACAGAGAUGAAUAUCACAACUACUAUUUCUAUGACCGCAUCAAAAUGUUGCUAAAAUAUAGAAACCAUCAGGUUUCACCAGUGGAAAUAGAGUCCGUGAUAGUAAAACACCCGGGAGUGUUAGAUGUAGUCGUGACCGGUAUAGCCGACGCUGAGUGUGGGGAUUUGCCUGUCGCACUGGUUAUACUUCGAGACGGACACAAUGUUACAGCGCAAGAAAUAAAGGAUUUGGUUAAAGAAUCACUGACGGACUCGAAACAGUUAAGGGGUGGUGUGAUAUUUGUGAAGGAGUUUCCUACGACAUCGACAACGAAGGUGGACAGGAUGAAAUUAAAGCAAUGGGCCAAGACGCUCAAGAGAGAGUAACUGGUUUAUAAAAUAAACGAAAUAAAUAAAUAAAAUUUCAUUCCAGAUUUCACCAGUAGAA
Messenger RNA from Maniola jurtina (meadow brown), 1907 nucleotides. Its product is annotated as luciferin 4-monooxygenase-like. Gene Ontology annotation, molecular function: long-chain fatty acid-CoA ligase activity. Gene Ontology annotation, biological process: long-chain fatty acid metabolic process; fatty-acyl-CoA biosynthetic process. Bases 200 to 1846 code for a protein of 548 amino acids. Lineage: Eukaryota; Metazoa; Arthropoda; Insecta; Lepidoptera; Nymphalidae. The transcript has 14 exons. The record is from RefSeq and is a predicted model, not a curated record.